AUGGCAUAUCUUCGCGUUCUAGCUUCUUUGGCCAUCUUCUUCCAUGUCGUGUUGGCGGACUGCGAGUGUGGAUAUUCGAUAACAUCAACCUCUGGUGAAAGGCAGUACGUUUUUACCGAUCUAUUAGAAAACGACUUCAUCCACUUAGACCUCACGAGCGAUUCCCAAAGCUACGGAGAGUAUGGAUGGGCACCACAGGAAUUCAAUAUGUCCAGCGAAGUUGCGCGAGGCCGCUACGGCGAGGCGUUUACUCCACAAAAUGUAAUAUCAAACAAUAUUGCUGAAGAGCAGACCUUUGAGGGGCCUGGGUCCAAGGGGGGUGAUGCUGGCCUGAAUCUUGUGGUCAGAAGUGAGGUCCAAAAUGGUAUGGUAACCGGCGCCGACAUAUCAACGACAGACGUUCAUUUUUUCCACGGCACGUUCAGGGCAGGUAUCAAAGUCACUGAUGUUCCGGGAACAUGUAGUGCUUUCUUCUGGUACAUGAACGAUACCCAAGAGAUUGAUAUAGAGUUUUUGUCAUCAGAAUUCAACAGAACCAACAGCACAUUCCCGGUAAACCUCGUACUGCAGUCUCAAGAGUCAAAAGACGCUGGGUUUGACGCCUCGAAGACUAGGGACUUCCAGAAGAUCAACUUACCGUUUGAUCCUACAACUGCAUUCCACGAGUAUCGAAUAGAUUUCCUGUCAGAUCGAGUAAUAUUCUACGCAGACGACGAACUGCUCACAGAGAUGAACGGAACAGGAGUGCCCUCCACUCCAGGCAACCUGCAACUAUCGCACUGGAGCAACGGCAACAUGGGGUGGUCGCAAGGCCCACCGGGGACGGACGCUACCACCACCGUCACCUACGUCAAGGCAUAUUUCAACUCAUCGUUGGAAUCGAGACAGCACGACUACCAGACGCGAUGCAAGGACCCCUCGGCCCCGAACGCGAUUUGCGCUAUUCCUAGACAUAACGCUACUUUCUUCUUCAGCAACGUCGAUAAUAUGACGCCUAAUCAGACGACGUACCACAAUAAUGGCGGUGGGCGGACGAGAUGGUGCCGGCGGCUGUUUACGUUUAUUGUGGCGCUUGUGAUUGGUACCUGGGUGGCAUAA
This is a messenger RNA of Hypoxylon fragiforme, 1098 nucleotides long. Its product is annotated as glycoside hydrolase family 16 protein. The record is from RefSeq and is a predicted model, not a curated record. The transcript is spliced from 2 exons. Bases 1 to 1098 code for a protein of 365 amino acids. Gene Ontology annotation, molecular function: hydrolase activity, hydrolyzing O-glycosyl compounds. Gene Ontology annotation, biological process: carbohydrate metabolic process. Lineage: Eukaryota; Fungi; Ascomycota; Sordariomycetes; Xylariales; Hypoxylaceae.